AUGAAUUGGUUUCAGAGGCUUGCUUUUGAUGAUUAUCUGCUGUUUAGAAUUAUCUCUGCCUUGAUUGGUGUUGAUCGGAGGAGCCUAGCUGUGGUUGACGGAAGAAAUCUUGCUUUGUACGAGGACAGUCAUGCUUUGACGGUGUUGGAUGUUGCUCUAACAAGGCCAGCUAAUACGACAUCGUUCGGAGAAAAAACUCUAGCAGAUGAUUACGGCGUGAAUCGAGCGGAAGAGUGGUUUUUCUUUACAUCAAGGGAUAGAGAACAUGAAAAUGAGAAAAUACAGAAUGGAGUUACAGUCGAUGGAUAUUGGCAAGUAAUAGGGGAAGAUGAUGAAAUCAUCAAACAAAACAAUGAAACUCUUGGAUUUCGAAAGAUUCUUGAAUUCUACAAGGGAAACCCACCAAACGGUGACAAUACUUCUUGGAUUAUGCACGAAAUUAAAGUAAACGACCAACACACUGUAGCUGCAGAUGAUACAAAGUUGGACGAUUGGAUUGUGUGUAGAAUAUAUCGCAAGGAUAACAGAUGGAAGGAUGAGACAUGGUCGUGA
Messenger RNA from Olea europaea var. sylvestris, 552 nucleotides. Its product is annotated as NAC domain-containing protein 67-like. The transcript has 5 exons. Lineage: Eukaryota; Viridiplantae; Streptophyta; Magnoliopsida; Lamiales; Oleaceae. Gene Ontology annotation, molecular function: DNA binding. Gene Ontology annotation, biological process: regulation of DNA-templated transcription. The record is from RefSeq and is a predicted model, not a curated record. Bases 1 to 552 code for a protein of 183 amino acids.